UUUCUUGGAAUGACUCUAAUGACAUCCCCUCUGAUGCACUCUCUUCCUCUGUUCUCACUACCUAUGACUUCCAUGAUAGAUCCACUUCCCUAUUUGUACCCGAGUCCUCUAUUCCUAAUGAAUCUAUUUUACUAGAGAACUAUUUCCCAGUCCCUUCAGACUCUUUCUACAAAAAAGUUUCUGAAGAAAAAUUACAGUCACCUGUGCAUGAAGAUGAUACUGAUGCUCACUCAUCUCAAUCUUUUGAGGAAAAUGACUCUGCUGUACAUUCACCAUCCUCUCUGAAUGAUGAUGAGCAGUCAUCAUCAUCUCUGCUUGAUGAUAUUCAUUCCCCAUCAUCUCUAAUCAAUGGUGUUCAUUCCCCAUCUUUGCAUGAUAGUAAUUCUCCAUCUUCUCAGAUAGAUGUUUCAUCCUCAUCUUCUCUUCAUGAAGAUGUGUAUUCUUCAUCUUCUUUGCAUGAUGAUGUACAUUCCCAGUCUUCUCUGCAUGAUGAUGCACUUUCCUCAUCUUCUCAGCUUGAUGAAGCACAGUCCCCAUCGUCUUUGCACGAAAUGAUUUCUCUUUCCUCUCAUCAAGAUGAUAUUUCUUCUUCACAUUCUUUACAGGAGGACAUUCACCCCCCAUCAGUACAUGAGGAUAUUUUUUCUCCACCUUCACUUCAUGAAGUAGAUCAUACUUGGUCUCCCCAUGAAGAACCUCAGUUACAGAAGGAUAUGCAUUCCCCAUCUCCUCUUGGUAGUGUCCAUUUUCCAUAUCCACAGGAGGAUUCACAUUUCCCAUCUCUACAUGAUGAGAUCCAUUCUCUGGCUGUGCAGGAAGAUGUACUUUCUCCAUCUCUGCAUCAAGAAGUCCAUUUCCCAUUUGUACUAGAAGAAAUCCAUUCUCAAUCUGUACAUGAAGAGGUUCAUUCCCCAUUGGUACAUGAAGAGGUUCAUUCCCCAUUGGUACAUGAAGAGGUUCAUUCCCCAUCUGUAGAUGAAGAGCUUCAUUCCCCAUCUGUACAUGAAGAGGUUCAUUCCCCAUUGGUACAUGAAGAGGUUCAUUCCCCAUCUGUACAUGAAGAGGUUCAUUCCCCAUCUGUACAUGAAGAGGUUCAUUCCCCAUCUGUACAUGAAGAGGUUCAUUCCCCAUUGUACAUGAAGAGGUUCAUUCCCCAUCUGUACAUGAAGAGGUUCAUUCCCCAUCUGUACAUGAAGAGGUUCAUUCCCCAUCUGUACAUGAAGAGGUUCAUUCCUCAUCUGUACAUGAAGAGCUUCAUUCCCCAUCUGUACAUGAAGAGCUUCAUUCCCCAUUUGUACAUGAAGAGGUUCAUUCCCCAUCUGUACAUGAAGAGCUUCAUUCCCCAUCUGUACAUGAAGAGCUUCAUUCCCCAUCUGUACAUGAAGAGGUUCAUGCCUCAUCUGUGCAUAACAAGACCAAUUUCCCAUUCGUAUAUGAAGAAGACAAUUCUGCAUCACUUGAGGAUCUUUCUUCUCAAUCAUCUCAUGGAGAUGUCCAGUCUCAGUUUCCCCUUCACAUGAGUACUCAUUCUCAUUCUCCUAUACAUGUAGAGGUCCAUUCCCCUUCUUCUCAACAAGAAGAUAUCCAUUCCCCAUCUCAUCAACUUGAUGUCACUUCCCCAUUUUAUCAGAAUGAGGCUAACCCCUUCCUGUCUGAUGAUAAAAUUAGUUAUCCAUCUCUACCUGAGAAGACUUACUCUCCAUCUCUUCCUGAGGAGACUCACUUUCCAUUUCUUCCUGGAGAGACUCACUCAUCUCAGCAUGGAAUUCUCCAGUCCCCUACUUUACAGGAAAACAUCCAUAUUCCAUCUUCUCUUCCAGAGGAUGUUCAUUCUCCAUCAUAUUCAGACAAUGUAUAUUCCCCCUUUUCUCUUCACAAUAGUAAUCAUUCACCUGCACUUCAUGAGAAUGAUUCCAUUUUCAAUUAUCCAGGUUCUAUCCAAGAAAAUGAUUCCAAUGAUAAUUCAUUAUCCUCACUUGGGGAGAAGGAUUCACCAUUUCAUGAGGAUAUAUAUUCUCCAUCAUCCCAACUAAAGAAUGUCCAGGCAUAUGCAUCAUCACAUGAAGUUACUGAGUCCCCCUCAAUGUUUGAGCAUCCCCACAUGUCUCAUCAAGAAAAUGAAAACACUGAUUUAUCAUUUUCUCUGCAUGUAAAUGAAAUGGAUUCAGACAUUGAAGAAAUACAUUCACCUACACAGAGCGAGUUGCAUGUAGAAGAAAUUGAGAAUGAUUCAGAUCAACCUGGUUCACUUCCUGAGGUCAAGCCAAGUUAUGUAAUUGAAGAUGUGGCAGACAGCAGUUCUGAACAUAAUGACAGUGAUAUUGUAGUAAUACAGAAGUCUUCAAAUGUGAUAGCAGCAGAAUCAUUCACAGGUGUUAAUGAAAAUGAAGAUUUUGGGUCCUACUCUUAUGAAUUUAAAACUGAAAAUCUGUUAGAAUCUUCAUUACCAAAUACUCAGCUUGAAGACCUUGCAGAAUCAACAGUUUUAAUGAAUCCACCAUCUGACUUCCCCAAUGAGCUGAUGACACCCUUUGACACAAAUAUGAUCUUGAAUACAGAUCAAUUAGAAAAUCCUGUGAUUGACAUCACCCCUGAGUUCGAGUUGAGUGGUGCAUUAGAAACCGCCAUGUUAGAAAUAAAGUCACCAAAUGCUGAGAUCAAAGCUAAUGUGUCUGUUGCAUCUACUCCUGAAAGUAGUCUGGAGUCGAUGGUCAUUAAAUCCGAUGCUGAGCCUGAGCCUAUUAAUGUGAAUCCACUAUUUCCAAAUGAUAUGCACAGUUACCAAGAAUCUUCUCCUGACAUGAUUAAGUAUGAGGCAUCCACAGCUAAUGUGAGUCAGAGUUGUCAAUUGUCAGAUUUGAAUGAAAAUCUAGAAAAUACUUCAGAUUCAUUUGUGUCUGAUUGGGAGACACAUGAACUGGAUUUUCACCCAGUUGUUGAAGGCCAACAAGAGAGUGCAAUUGAAUCUCAGUUAUUGGAACAAGAAAUAGAAAAUUCUGAUGAUCUGAGUGUACUUGAAAUUAAAGCAGCACAUUCUUUUGAUUCCUUUACAGUUGAUGGAAAACAAGAAAGUAUCCCCAAGUUUCCCAUUGCUGAGAAAGAUCAAGAAAUCUCCAUGGUAUCUUCAGAAUUUGAGACAGGACCUGUAAGUCAUCCCAUGUCUGUCUUUGAAGUAGAGCCAGAAAAUAAUGAACAGUCUAUAUUUGAGAAGCAAGAAGUUACCUCAGAUGUUGUAGCUGAAGAGACUUUUGAGGACCUGAAAUCUUCUGUGGUAGAGCAAGUAGAAAUCCAGGAAAGAAUCUUAGACUCAGAUAUUAAGUCAGGAUUUUCAUAUGAAUGUGGUGGUUCUACGGAUGAGGUUGAUGUUCAUCCACAGUCAGUUGACUAUGACACAAAGGUAGAACCCUCUCUUGACAAUUCAGCAUCUUUACUAAAGAUUACCACGGAAUUUACCCUGAAGGAACCAAAAGAAAACCUUGCUCUCACUUCAUUAUCUGAAGAACAGCAAAAUGAUGAUGCAGAUUCCCCCUUUAUUAGCAUCAAUCGGGAAAGUCCCACAGAUUGGCCUAAUUAUGAAUACCUUAGAAUAGAAGAACCAGACUCCCCAGCCAUUAUUCAUGAAGAAAAUAGAAUUUUUGAAUUUAAGGACUCUCAAACUAAAUCAGACAAUGCACCUUUGAGAUUAAAUGCCCUUGAUUUUACAACAGACAGUCCAUCAAGGUCUCUUGCACUGGAAACUAAACCAUAUAGCCCUGAAGAGUCUUGUGAAUUUGAGAUUGAGUCAGACAACCUUGCUAAGACUCGGGCCUUUGAAGUUAAACAUGAUAUUUUUGAUAUUGAUAUUAACAAAUUUGAGGAAACAGAAACACCUCUUUCUCCUGAGAAUAUCAUUAGUAAUCAGCCAGAAUUGCAUAGUAUGUAUGAAAAUAAAGAGGAAUUACAAGAUUUCUCAGUUUAUACAGAUGAAUUGGACCCCCCUGAAGAACCUCACACAUAUGACAACAAAUUGGAAGUGCAUGUAGAAACAUUUCCUCAGAAUACAAAUAAGACACAAACUGAAUCUUUGGUCUGUAUGGAUGAGCAGAAAGACUUAGAGGCACAUGCUGAAAUUCAAGACUUGGGUAAACAGUUUGAUUUUGAAAACCAACAUGAUGAUGGGAAGGAAUUUGAGUCUAACUUUGAGAACUAUUUAGCAGAGCAUAUGCUUGAAAGUGAUGAGGAGAGUACAAGAGAGCAUCAUUCCCUAGGUCAUUUGCCAGAAAACUUUGAUGGUAUUGAAAGGGAUAUUGAUUUAGUAUUUAAAUCAGACUCUCAUAAAUUUGAUGAUCAGCAUUUUACAUUAUCAACUGAUAUGAAUACUCCAUCAUUUUCUAGGCGUUCAUCAUCUGAGAGAACGUUUGACCAUUUUUCAGCUGGGAGUAAUAUUGAUAAUCAACAAGAAGUAUUUAAACUUAGAAAUGAACCUGCACUUAAGGAAUACAAUCCAUUUGAGAAUCCUGAUGAUAAUGUGAAUGUAUCAGCCCAGGAUUCUGUUUUACUAAACACUUCCACUGGUCCUUUCGAUAAUAUCUCAAAUACUAUUCCAGCAGAAUCCUCUGCAUCAUUAAAACUAAUUAAAAGUCAUACAGAGUUUCCCAUUAGUACUGACAUAACAAACAGUGAGACAGAAACUCUUACCUCUCAAUUGGAAGGCAAAAGCAAUAUUGAAUCUUUCUAUGGAAAUAAUGAAUCUGAACACCAUUUGAAUUUUCAUAUGGGUGAUGAGUGUUCAACAUAUGCAACCCACUCUGAUAAAACUAAAAAGGUUUUCCCUUCUGAACAUAUUUCUGAUGCAAUGAUGUUUGAAAUUGAACCAGACCUGUAUAACAGAUUACAGGACACCCCAGCUGAAAAUCAGAGUCAUACAGAUGAUAUUUCUUCAUCACCAGUAUUUGAUGGGAACCCCUUUACUUUUGAUCAUAAUCAUAAAAGAGGUGAACAGAAUGUGGUAAAUAACACUCCUUUCUCAUCACAGUUCAGCUCUCAUGACACUGAUGAGGUAAAUGUCAUAAAGUCUUCCUCUUUUGAAAAUACCUCUCAGUUCUUUGAUGAACCUAUCCCCACAGAGCAAACCUCCUUUAGACAAUUUUCACAAACAGAGAAUAAAUCUGAGACCUCUGCUGAAUCAUUCCCUAACGAGGAUUCCCAACCACAAACAGAUACUUCCAUUACUAGAAUUAAAAGUGAAUAUCUUGGGGUUUCUUCCCCAAUUGACAUUGAUUAUCAGACAAAAUCUUAUAGCAUUACACAGGAAAACAACAGUGAUCUUGAGGAUUACAGCACUCAAGGAGUCAAUAGGGAGCUCAACAAGAGUAAUAACCCUUUUGAUAGUGGUUACAACAAUGGAAGCAAUCUUUUCCUGGAAGAGAAUGUGUCUGAGAGUAGUGAUUCUAGUUUCCCUGCUGAGACGACCCAUACUCUUCAUUCUGUAAAUGGCACAACUAUAGAUAAGUUAAACAAUUCACAGUCUGUCAAUAGCAUGAACUUUCAACAUUCAAAUUCUUCAGUUCAUUAAAUGAUAUGCUUCUCAAGCACUCUUUUACAUGUAGGAGAUUUAUAUUAGUAUGCACAUUUCAACUUAAUCUUAGCCCUCUCGCUAUCACGCCGUAUGGGAAAAUAUCCAUCCGCUAAUUACCUGAUGAUGAAAUUUUCAUCAUGCAUUUUCCAACCGUUUCGUCAUCCAGUGAGCUAUAUGUUAUGGUUAUUUCCAGGUGUUUUCACAAAUUUUUUGUCACCUUGCAAGUCACAGAGCCUUGCUGGGAGAUCAAGGUAGACUCAUUUUUGUCUCCCCAGCAACCUCAUUGUCAAGUUUGCCACAUGACCUCACUCAAGGCACAUUGUAUGCUCAUUUGCACACUUACCUCAGCCUUUUUUUCUCUCAAUCUGAGCUGUUUGUACACAAUUUCCAUGCUGGAAUUCGGUGCAGAGACCAAAACAAGUGUUUUUGUUUUUUCCAAUAACAUUUUCAGUCACUUUCUGCAAGCCUAGGAGGCUGAAUUUUUAUAUGAAUUGCUUGAAUCAUUUUAUUUUUCUAAGAAAUAUAUUCAGACGCCAAGAAGUAAUUAAAAGUACGGUUAUUUUUAUAAAAUAUUUUUCAACUUCUAAUUUUGGGGAAAUGCACAUUUUUUUUUUCUUCUCCAUUACAUGCAUACACCAUCCUACUUACAGGAUGUGCAAAAAAUAAUCAAAGAAUAACUUGCCAUAAGCCCCC
This is a messenger RNA of Homarus americanus (American lobster), 6250 nucleotides long. RefSeq lists its product as uncharacterized. Bases 1517 to 5554 code for a protein of 1345 amino acids. The transcript is spliced from 3 exons. Lineage: Eukaryota; Metazoa; Arthropoda; Malacostraca; Decapoda; Nephropidae. The record is from RefSeq and is a predicted model, not a curated record.